Molecule: messenger RNA, 763 nt
Organism: Amphibalanus amphitrite
Lineage: Eukaryota; Metazoa; Arthropoda; Thecostraca; Balanomorpha; Balanidae
Product: cuticle protein 7-like
Exons: 1
Coding region: 132-599 (155 amino acids)
Cellular component (GO): extracellular matrix
Source: RefSeq, a predicted model, not a curated record
CAGAGGCGUAUCAGUGACCUUCCGGGGGAGGUGCCCCGCCCCGGCCACUAUAAAAGGGAAAGUGCCGACGGACUGUCAUCACUCCCCAGCUGACCAGCUCCAGUCACACACACCGGCUCCCAACCAACAGAAUGAAGGCCUUCAUUGUCGCCGCCCUCCUGGCCGUCGCUGCCGCCGACAAGCUGCCCGCUGCCUACAGGACUCCGGUUGCCUACAGGGCCCCGGCUGCCUACGAGGCCCCGGCUGCCUACAAGGAGCCCGAGUACGAGCCGUCCCCGUACGCGUUCGACUACUCGGUCAGCGACUACGAGACGGGCUCCAAGUUUGCCGCCAACGAGAACAGCGACGGCAAGCAGACGUCCGGCUACUACACGGUGGCUCUGCCCGACGGCCGCAUCCAGACGGUCAAGUACACCGUCGACGACUACGCCGGCUACAACGCCGAGGUCACGUACGAGGGCGAGGCCCAGUACCCCGAGGAGCCCGUCUACAAGGCCGCUCCGGCUCCGGCUCCCGUCUACAAGGCUGCUCCCGUCUACCAGGAGCCUGAGCAGGAGCCCAUCUACGCCUACCGCCCCGUCCAGAAGUACAACAACUAAGUCGUCUCCAUGAUCUCAGUUUACGUGCUCCCACUUUUUGAUAUAUGCUUGCUAUUGGUGAUGCUGGCGUGAUUAAUUUGAUAGCAUUUUGCUACCAUUUAAUAUUGUUUAUUGUUCCAAUGUUUGCCCGUAUGUAAAAAAUAAAUUAUGAACCUAUGUUAUGC